AUGAAAAAAUUGCUUUCUCUGUUGAAGAAAGAUGUCAUUCUUGUCCGACGGAACAAGGUAUGGACGACGUUCGAAGUGCUCAUACCUGUUAUGAUUCUUCUACUACCACUGGCUUUCCUGGACGAGAGUUAUCUCGUGACCUACAAAACUUUGCAAGAGGAGAGAAACUCGCUGAGAGCGUUAUCAGGAUCUAUCAAUGAAGUUGAUUUAGAAGACGUGGUUCCAGAUAUUGAGCUAGCUGUGGACGGAUGUGAUGUACCUCCUGAUGUGGAUUCUUGUAAACCUGUCGGAGGAGUUUUCGUAACUUCCGAUGGAGUCGAUAUGAUUGUGCCAGCGACCAAUAAAGACAUCAAUGCUCUGAAAAAGCCCAUUGAGCCAAAACCCGACGACGACACGGUUUCCUUCUAUUCCUACUACGUUCCAUAUCUCUACAAAACGAUGAAUAUCAAGUUCCAAAAAGAUACAAAAGCAGCUGGAUAUCAAGCGAAACCAGACAAGGACAGAUUGAAGACCAUCUACAUUUACUCUGAAAAUGAAGGAACCAUUUCCUUCUUUUCGUACGUCUCACUUUUGAUUGGUUUUUGUAUCACACUUCCUGUUAUCAAUACGCCAUACCUAAACUCCAUCGGUCUGUCUCGAACAUUGUUCUACGCAGAACAUUUCAUAUUUGCCACUCUGAAGUCAACAAUUCUCAUUUUGUUGGCCAUCGUUGUCUACUGUAUUUUGAUUACGGUAUCACUAGAUUCUUUUCUUCUUCUUUUUUCUAUAUUUCUUUACCAGAGAUUCAAUGUCUUCUGGAUUGUGUUCGGUGUCUUCGUCUACAUUGUCGCAUCGAUUUCCUUUGCCAUGUUCGUCUCUGCGUUUUUCGCCAAACCUAGGAGAGCAGUAGAAGCAAUCACUGCGAUUUGGCUGGCAUCAAUUUACUUCUCCACUUUCUCCUUCCAUCCAGUUGGAUGGGAAACAAUUCCAGCUUCUUUGAACAUCAACAAAGCACUCAAAUGCUACAUUCUUGCUAUGGAACCACAUUUUGUGAAAGAUGGCGGAAUGUCGUUCACAGAUGGAUUCGAAAGUAUACGUGAAGAAUAUUAUUCAUGUCUUGUAUAUCUGUUGGUCAUGAUUUUCGAUGCAGUUGUGAUGUCAGUUGGAAGCGUUUUUGCAUCUAGACUUGUAGAUAAAACAUCCAACUAUUUGGUUACACUGUUUUGGAAAAAGAUGAAACACGUGGAUGAAGAGGAGAAGACCAAUUCUUCAUCUGACUUGAGUAAUGCGGAAGGUAUUCUUCUCGGAGAAGAAGUCGUCAAAGGAAGGAAGGAUGCAGUGUCCGACAUAGAACUAAGUGGUCUUAUAAAGAUUUAUGAAAACGGUGAAACUGCUGUGAAUGGUCUAUCCAUGAGAGCAAUCAGAGGUCAAGUGUCCGUUCUUCUUGGGCAUAAUGGGUGUGGAAAGAGUACAACAUUUGGAAUGAUCACAGGAAAUCUACAACCCACCAGCGGAACCAUCACAAUCGAAGAAGUAGAUGCAGUUGAAAAUCGAAACGUCGCAAGACAAUCAGUUGGAUACUGUCCUCAAUACAAUCCACUUUAUGAUAAAUUGACAGUUAUGGAACAUCUCGAAUUGGUGAACACAUUGAAAGGAAAAAGUUCGGAUGACUUUGAAAAUGAUGCUGCAACCCUGUUGAGACAGAUCGUUUUGGAAGACAAGAGAAACGUUAUGGCGAAGAAUCUGUCUGGAGGAAUGAAACGAAAACUAUCAGUUUGUAUGGCAAUGAUUGGUGGAAGUCGAGUUGUUCUUCUUGAUGAACCAACUGCUGGAAUGGAUCCUGGAGCUCGUCUUGAUGUCCAAAAGAUUCUGAAUAAAGUCAAAGAGGAAAGAACAAUUCUUCUAACAACUCAUUACAUGGAUGAAGCUGAAAAACUUGGAGACUGGGUGUUCGUGAUGUCACAUGGAAAAAUGGCUGCAUCUGGAUCACUCCCAUUCUUAAAAAAGAAAUAUGGCGAUGGAUAUGUAAUGACACUGGUCUUGGAUUCUGAUGAUAACAUUGAAGAGCCAAUUGCAGUAGUGGAUCAAUUAUGCACAGCAUAUGUCAAUGAUGCCAAACUUAAAGAUCAACGAGGUCAAAUGAUUGAGAUCAGUCUCCCAGAAAACCAGAAGGAUCGAUUCCUAAGUCUCUUUAAGGCUUUAGAAGCAAUAAUCGAUAAACAGUACGAUUCUGAAGACUUGAGAUAUCUAUCGAGUCACUUGAUGGAACAAGUCAAAAAGCUGAAAAUUGUUGCAAUGGGGAUUUCAGUGAGCUCCUUGGAACAAGUUUUCAUCAAAGUCGAAAGGGAGUGCGAUAGAGUUUUAUACGGGAUAGAUGAUGAUGAAAGAAGGGCGAGAGCUGAGAAAAACUUCAAUGCUUUGGCGGAAGCCAAGAAAGAACCACCACUCGAAGGCCAAUCAUUGAUUUCCUGUCAACUCAAAACGAUUCUCUACAAACGCUUCGUUCAUCUUCUCAAAAAUCCCAGCCAACUUAUCAUGCAGUUCUUUAUUCUAACGAUUUUCUUGUAUUUGGUUUUUAAAAAGAGUGCAAUUAGUGUGCCUGCUGACCCGACUGCCCUCAUACACAACUUCAAUUUAUCUGGCUUCCCCCCGUCCAAAGUGAUUCUUCAAUUUGAGAAAAAUUCGGAUCAGAGGAUAUUUAAUUAUUUGAAGCAUUUCAAAAAUCUAGAGGUAGACAACUCAAGAAUCAAAAAGUAUGAACUUAAAAAUGUUUCUGAAGUCCCGAUGAAAAAGAAAAUUCCAGCCCUUGUCAAGAAUCAGACUGUCAGUGAUAAGAAAAUAGGACUUGUCAUCUCAGUUUAUGAGCAUAAGACCAUAUUACACUAUUACGAACAAACGUCAUCUUGUCUUCCGAUUGCGCUGAACUUGCUCUCGAACCUUAAAUAUCUUCGACUCAAUUCGUCAAGUCCUGUUGGAACGAAUGAGUUGUACGUAGAGUUCGUGCCAGUAAAACAUGCUGAGAUGCAAAUGCUCACUGGAAUUUCUCCACCCAUUUUCUGGAUCGGAAGCGUCUUUUGGGAUUUCUGUCUCUAUUUUAUUGUUGCGGUUUAUGCCUAUAUUCUAUUCCAUGUUUAUGGUACUUUCGAGGACUAUUAUCAUUUGGUCUACGGCAGCGUGCUGUUAUUCUUCUUCCCGAUCAUUUCUUUCGUCUAUCUUGUGUCUGUUUUCAUCAAAACACCAACAGUUGGAUCGACAUUCCUGAUAUUUUUCAAGCUCACAGCUGCAGCCACCGGCAUGUUGGUUUAUGCGUGGUAUUUGCUCAUAAACAAAGAUAACUUGCUGAUCAGACAAUGGUACGCAUUCGGACUUGUUGAUGCUGGACUAAUUUUGAUGUAUUCCCUAACAAAACUGCACAUGUGUCAAAAGAUUCUGCAGAAGGCGUUCUCCACAGCCAGACCACUCAUUUUUGGAUUCGACUCAGUUUAUGAGUUUCCAGCAAUUUGGGUUGAUUAUUGCUACUUUAUUCUUCUUUCCGUUCUAUUCUUCUGGUUUUUCGUUGCUUUCCGAUCUCGAGUCUUCAAACGACUUUUGGGUGGAUACAAAAACAAAAAACCACGAGAGAAAAAGCGGUAUGCGAUCAUUGAUGAAACAUCUACAACUCGUGGAGAAAAAUCACCAAUGGUGCCCACUGGAACAACUCGAAGUACACCUGGAACAACCAUUGCUACCGGGUCGGAAAGUUCAGUUCAACAUGGGAAACCAGUUGUUGUGACAGAUCAACUUGUGAAAGAUUUCGGAGAUCUGCGCGCAGUGAAUGGGCUGACGGUUACUGUAAAAGAGAAGGAAUGUUUCGGUCUGCUAGGACAGAAUGGAGCAGGAAAGACGACCUCUUUUGAUAUGCUAACAGGUAUCUCAAUUCCAUCUGGAGGAACAGCAAGCAUUGCAGGAGAAAAUAUAACCAGUAGAAUACAAAUCGGUUACUGUCCCCAGUUUGACACUUUAUUGGGUCAGUUUUCUGGAAGACAGUGCCUUCGGAUCAUUGCUCAACUCCAAGGUUAUUCAAACUGUGAAGAUGUGAUCGAAAUGGUUCUAAUCUGUAUUGGAAUGACUGAUCAUGCGGAUAAGAAAAUUCAACAUUGCAGUGGUGGACAAAAACGAAAAAUCUCGGUGGGAAUCGCACUAAUGUCUCGUUCUCCCUGUGUCAUGUUAGAUGAACCAACAGCUGGAAUAGAUCCAAGAGCGAGAAGAGAAAUUUGGGAUAUUCUACACAAUAUGCGAGAGAAGGGAAACAGUUCGAUCGUUUUGACAUCGCAUUCGAUGGAUGAGUGUGAAGCACUUUGUACUCGUAUUGGAAUACUCCGUGAAGGAGAUAUGAUUGCAGUUGGCAGCAGUCAAGAAUUAAAAUCCAGAUUUGGAAAUUUCUAUUUGAUGACAAUGGUUCUACAAAGCUUGGAGCAAUCUGCAAGUGUGAUGGGAUCAGUGGCUGUGAAUUGGCCGGAAGCAGUUCUAAAAGUGGAACCAUCCCAAGCAAACUUGAAUAUUGUCUACCAACUCCCGAAACCAAAAGGUUCGAAAUGGUCGGAAACGUUAAAACAGGUUGAAGAGCUGGCAGCAAGUCUUGAGGUGGAAGACUUCAUGCUCUCGCAAGCAACUCUUGAAGAUGCCUUCAUUCGCUUGAAUUCAGCACAAACUCGUUAA
Messenger RNA from Caenorhabditis briggsae, 4677 nucleotides. The record is from RefSeq and is a predicted model, not a curated record. The coding region runs from base 1 to 4677 and encodes 1558 amino acids. Gene Ontology annotation, molecular function: ATP hydrolysis activity; ABC-type transporter activity; ATP binding. NCBI's taxonomy places the organism in Eukaryota, Metazoa, Nematoda, Chromadorea, Rhabditida, Rhabditidae. Gene Ontology annotation, biological process: transmembrane transport; lipid transport. Gene Ontology annotation, cellular component: membrane; intracellular membrane-bounded organelle. The transcript is spliced from 23 exons.